AUGAAAGCAAUUGUGUUCACUUGUCUUCUCGUCGCCAUUACGGCAAAAACACUUCCUUUUAAUCCCGAUUACGACAAAGAUUGGGAAAUAUUUAAGGCAAAAUUUAACAAAACUUACGAGAAUAACGAAGAACUCGCCAGACGUCUGAUUUGGGAAGAAAAGUUGGCAGCAAUUACAAAACAUAACAUUGAAUACGAUUUAGGAUUGCACACGUUUACAACAGGACUCAACCAAUUUUCUGAUAUGACCCACGAAGAGUUCGUACAGAAAAUGAAUGGACUGAAAAGACCAGUGAAUAUCACUUCUAAGCCCUUAUAUACUUUCACGCGCCUGUCUAAUGUAAUUUUGCCGGACUCAGUUGACUGGAGAAAAGAAGGUUAUGUCACGCCAGUCAAAGAUCAAGGGCAGUGUGGUUCUUGUUGGGCUUUUUCGGCCACGGGAUCUUUAGAAGGGCAACACAAAAAGAAAACUGGUAAACUGGUUUCCUUGAGCGAACAGAAUUUGGUAGAUUGUUCUGGGAAGGAAGAUAAUGAAGGUUGCGAAGGAGGACUGAUGGAUAAUGCAUUUGAAUAUGUAAAAGUAAAUAAAGGCAUCGACACCGAAGAUUCUUAUCCGUACGAAGCUAUGAACGACAAAUGCAGAUUUAAGCGUUCGUCUAUCGGCGCUACUUGUACCGGUUACGUGGAUGUUAAAAGUGGUGACGAAGAAGCCUUGAAACAAGCUGUAGCAACCAUUGGUCCAAUUUCAGUAUCUAUAGAUGCUAGUGCGGACUCUUUCGCUUCUUACAGCGGUGGUGUUUAUUCCUCGUAUAUAUGUAGCUCCACGGAUCUAGAUCACGGUGUAUUGGUAGUUGGAUACGGAACAACUAAAGACGGGAAAGAUUAUUGGUUGGUUAAAAACAGCUGGGGUACCAGUUGGGGUCUUAACGGGUAUAUCAUGAUGGCUCGGAAUUGCAAUAAUAUGUGCGGCAUUGCGACUGAUCCCUCUUAUCCUCUGAUGUAAAAAAUUAUAUUGAAGACAAUAAGCGAAUAUUUUUUAUCGUUAUUUCUUAUAUGAAAGAAUAUUU
Centruroides sculpturatus (bark scorpion) is the source of this 1066-nucleotide messenger RNA. Its product is annotated as cathepsin L1-like. Lineage: Eukaryota; Metazoa; Arthropoda; Arachnida; Scorpiones; Buthidae. Gene Ontology annotation, biological process: immune response. Gene Ontology annotation, cellular component: lysosome. The transcript is spliced from 8 exons. Gene Ontology annotation, molecular function: cysteine-type endopeptidase activity. The record is from RefSeq and is a predicted model, not a curated record. Bases 1 to 1002 code for a protein of 333 amino acids.